Rhincodon typus (whale shark) is the source of this 5651-nucleotide messenger RNA. RefSeq names its product U7 snRNA-associated Sm-like protein LSm10. The transcript is spliced from 3 exons. Bases 511 to 876 code for a protein of 121 amino acids. Gene Ontology annotation, biological process: mRNA 3'-end processing by stem-loop binding and cleavage. Gene Ontology annotation, molecular function: U7 snRNA binding; histone pre-mRNA DCP binding. The record is from RefSeq and is a predicted model, not a curated record. NCBI's taxonomy places the organism in Eukaryota, Metazoa, Chordata, Chondrichthyes, Orectolobiformes, Rhincodontidae. Gene Ontology annotation, cellular component: cytoplasmic U snRNP body; nuclear body.
ACAAUUAUUCAGGAUCGGAUUAACAGUCACAGUUUAAAAAAAGGUUAAUUUGGAAGAAUCAACGUGCAUUUGAUGAAUGAAUAUUGUGUGUAAUAAACUCUUUGGAGUUUUUUGAAGAGAAUAGAAUCCCUACAAACACUGGAAAGAACAGAUGAAGCUUUGCUCUGGAUCGAUCGACUAAGUUUUCUUGGUUUCCUUCCUAUGGGUUAUAUCUCCCUCAUUGAGCCUAUCCCCAAAUACUACAUUCUGAUACAAAUAGCCCUGACCAGGAAACUGAGUCACGUGCCUUCACUUCCGGGCAUGAGGCCCAUUGCGUUACUGGAGCAGGGCGAUACCGACUGCACAAUUCCGGCUCAUGCCCCGCCCACAGCCCCGAAACGGAAGUUGCCGUUACCCGGGAGACGGGGCCUUCUCAGUGGGGUUGUCUACGGCGAACGUUCUACCAGCUGGAGUGACUGUGUUAGGUCUGGUACUCGUCUUUCAACUGAUUAGAGUUUGUGAGCCAGCAUCAUGGCAUUGAGCCAUUCUAUUAAAGAACGAACAAUUGCAGAAAACAGCCUCAUCAUCCUUCUCCAGGGGAUACAUAACCACGUUACCACUGUGGAGCUUAGAGACGAGAGCUCAGUGAGAGGACGCUUUGUGAAUGUUGAUGCAUUCAUGAACAUCCGGCUAGCUGAAGUUACAUACACUGACAGACAGGGCAGAGUGUCAAACCUGGAUGACUUCUUUGUGACUGGCAGAAAUGUACGUUAUGUUCACAUCCCAGAUGAGAUUGAUAUAAUUGAGACUGUCCAGAACCAACUGCAGAAAAUCCACCGAGUGCGUAACUUUGGAGGGAAAGAUCGAGGAAGGAGAGAAUUUCCAUCAAGAAAGUAGCAAUGUGCUGAUCCUGAGAUGCGCUAUCAAAACUUGGUGAUGCAUAUGGGGGACAUAAAGGACAAGAUCAGAACUCAGUGAUGUUGGGGUGUGUAUCAGGACAAUGCAGUCUUUGGGGUUUCUGAGGACUGGAUGGUGUUUGGAUGGGGGUUAUAAGGACUGUGUGCUGUUUGAGAGACUGAUUAUCAGGACUAAGUGGUGUGUGCAGGGGUGAAUACCAUGACUGUAUGGUGUUUGGGGCUGUGUGUGUAAACAUUAUGACUGUGCAGUGUUUGCAGGGGCUGGAGUGUUGGCUAUCUGAACUUGAUGUUUUGGGGAGGGUGGGUGGGUAUCUGAACUGGGUGUUUUUUUUCAGGAGGAUGGAUAGCCAGACUGGUGUUUGGAGAGUGUUUAUUUAGGCUAGAGAGUGGGCAUCUGAUUGGGGGGUAUUGGGCAGUGGUGGGGUAGAUAUCUGGACUGGGUGGCAUUUGUGGAGCGUGGAGAUCAGGACUGGCCGGUGUUUGGGGGUGUGGCUAUUAGGAUGGAGUGGCGUUUGGGCACAGGACAUUAGGGAUCAGUGGAGUAUGGUGACUGAUCAUUGUGGCUGUGGAUUUGUAUGCCUGCCCAAUUGGUCUGAUAAGACUGGCAGCAAUCCUUAUCGCCAUGCUGGAAAGUUAUACUUUCACACUCCACUGAAAAAUGUGUGGGCCAGAAGUAUUCUAGAGCAGCACUGAGAGACAGCUGCGAGCAUUGUUGGAUUUGCCAUCUUACCACAGUAUCAACUGUUUCAGUGGUUAACGUGACAAUACAGCUCCAUUGGCAGUUUUGGAAGAACGGAAGUUACUAGUUCAUGUAUAGAUUCUACAUAAACAUUAAUUUUACCUUGGGAUCUUGCUGUGUUGUACAGCUGCUGCAUCCCAAAACAGUUCAGUGACUUGCACUUUAAAUUCCAUGUAUUUCUUCACAGUUGAAGUAUUCUAAGUUUUCUUUUAGAUGUGGAAGGAUGAUAUACAAAUACAAGUUCUAUCUCAAACACUGCUGUUGUGUUUAUGGAUGUGCUCCUAAUAGAUGAUUGGAUAAUUCAGUUAGAUUUCCUGAAACACUUGAGAAUCCGUGCUGCCAUGUCCAUGGUUUCUGUCUGCCUGUUGUGUAGAUCAGCAGGAUCCCUGUGUAUUUGAAUCAAACACUGAUAAUAAUAAGCGGUGAUGGUUAGUAUCGUCACUGGUCUGUCUCCUCUCCAAACAGUGCUUGGUAAAUAGAAUGAACGGUAGAAGAAAAUGCUCCCAUUAUGUGUCAGUUACUCCACUGCAGUCAUUAUCAUUAUACUACAGGCCAAUCAUACCCAUACUGACAAUUCAAUACAAUAAUAUGCUUGUAUGAAUAUCUUCUUUUAACAUUGAUGCCCCCACAAGUGAAUAUCAUGUCCAUGUGUGUCUCCCCUUAAGUCACAUGGUAGAGAACCCAAUCCAGAGUUCGUGUUGGCAAGGACAGAGUCUGAAGUGUUUGUCAUAAGUGUGGUCAUUUAAUUCAACUGAUAGCAAGCACUGCUAAACCAGUGACUGUGCUGAGCAACCAUAACAAUUUUGUAGUCACUGUACAUACUUGAAGCUCAACACAAAUUUACAUCAAUUCUUUUCUCAUUCUCUCCCCCUCAAAAAGGGUGAUUCUGUUUGUAGGUAGUUCAGUGAUGACUUGGGUUUUGGGUUAUGAGGGGCAGGAAGCUCUCCUGCUCAGCAGAGGGAAAGGCAUCUUCUCCAACUGGACUCUUGAGUCAGUGUCUGGGUUUUUAAGCGUAAAUCUUACAAGUUAUGCUGUAGAUGUUCACACUAGGUUGGGUGCAUUUUCAGUUAGUGCAGAACUAGUCUUUCUUAUUCAUCCCUAAAUUGUUAACAAGGCUAGUAUUUAUUGUUGAUUUCUAAUUUCCCUUGAGAAAGUGCUGGUCAGCAACUGCAUGGAUCUCAAGUUAGUUAUACUGACAGUGCUAUUAGACCAUUAGGUCAUUCAGGCCAUUGAGUCUGCUCCACUAUUCAAUCACAGCUGGUAUCAUUCUCAAUCCCAUUCUCCCGCCUUCUUUCCGUAAUCCUUGAUUCCCUUACUAAUCAAGAACCUAUCUAUGUCUAUCUGAAAUACAUUCAAUGACUUGGCCUCACAACCUUCUCUGGCAGUGAGUUCCACAGAUUAACCACCUUCUGGCUGAAGAAAUUCCUCCUCGUGUCAAUUCUAAAAAGUCAUACCUUCGCUUUGAGGCUGUGCCCUUGGGUCCUAGUCUCUUCUACUAGAGGAAACAUCCUCUCCACAUCCACUCUAUCCAGGCCUUUCAAUAUUCUGUAAGCUUCAAUAAGAUCCCCAACCUGUCCUCAUAUGAUUCCUGGGAUCAUUCUCGUAACCUUCUCUGGACCCUCUCCAAAACCAGCACAUUUUUCCAUAGGUAUGAGGCCCAAAACUUCUCACAAUAUUCCAAAUACAGUCUGACCCAAGCCUUAUACACCGUUAACAGUACAUCUUUGCUGUUGCGUUCUAGCCCUCUUCAAAUUAGUGCUAACAUUGCAUUUGCCAUAACUGCCAACUGAACCCAUGUGUUAACCUAGAGAAUCCUAACUAGGACUCUCAAUCCCUUUUAACCGCAGAUUUCUGAAGUCUUUCCCUGUUUAGAAAAUAGUUUAUGCCUCUAUUCUUGCUACCAAAGUGCAUAAACUCACACAUUCCCACAUUGUAUUCCAUCAUUCCACUUCUUUGCCCACUCUUCUGGCCUGUCCAAGUUCUUCUGCAACUUCCCCACUUCCUCAACACUAUGUGUCCCUUCACCUAGCUUUGUGCCGUAUGUAAACUUAGCAACAACGCCCUCAGUUCCUUUAUCCAGAUUGUUAAUGUAUAAUGAAUAGUUAUGGUCCCAACACUGACCUCUGCAGAACUCUACUGGUCACUGGCUACCAUCCUGAAAAAGACCCCUUUAUAUCCACUCUGCUUCUACCAGUCAGCCAAUCUAUCCUUGCCAGUACCUGCCCCUAACACUAUUGGCUCUAUCCUAUUUAGCAGCAUCUAUUUGGAAAUCCAAAUAAAUCACAUCCAUUGGCUUUCUGUCUAACUUGCUUGUUACCUCUUCGAAGAAUUGUAACGGAUGGGUCAGGCAUGACUUCCCCUUAAUGAAACCAUGCUGACUCACCCUUAUUUUACCAUGCAUUCCAUUUACUCUGCAAUCUCAGCCUUAAUGGACUCAAAAAUCUUACCAACAACCGAAUUCAGUCUAACUGGUCUAUAGGUUCCUCUUACCCUUCUUAAACAGGCGUGUUACAUUAGCCAUUUUCCAGUACUUUGGUACCCUCCCUAACUGCAGUGAUUCCUGAAAGAUCACCACUCAUACCUUUACAACAAUCUGACUCUGGAACAACAAAGGUACAGUAUAGUUCCACUGGUGAUUGACUUAGGAACUUGCAGAUGAUAGAAACACCAUUCUGUACCUACUGCACUUGUUCUCCUAAGUGCAGUAGGAACAGAAUGGUGGGUUUGAGAGGUGCUGCUGAAGGAGAGUUACAAGAGAGGUGUGUAUUCUUACCGCUCCCUCACUCUUGACCUUCCAGUGUGUUUGUGGUCUUUGGCCAAUGAGAUCACGAGCUGGCAUCAAAUCAUCCAGUGGGAUCAUACCAACAUCCGUCAUUGUUGCCAUGCUGGGAGGUGUAAAGCGCACAGACUCAGUGUUAUGGACCAAACCCUCUUCAAAUAUACCAAGGAGAGAGCCUAGACCUUAACUUAUUGUUAUUUAAAGGCAAAUGUAAGGUGUUGUGCACCAGAGGUAAUUUGAUGGGUUACACUACUCAGUUUUAAGCAAAACACAUUUUAUUCUUACCCUAUAGUUAGAAUACAAACAAAAGAAAGAAGUAUUGAUAUAACUAAUUGUUUUGGAAAACUUAACAGAAUAAUAGAUUAUUUAACUACUAAACGGCAACUGUUCCAAUAUAGUGACAUCCCAUAAACACGCGCUUGGCAAAGGCGAGUUCAGUAAAAUUGAUGCCUCACACAAUCCAGAGAUGUGCAGAUUAGGCGAAUUGGCCAUGCUGAAUUGCCCCACAGUAUCCAGGGAUGUGCAAGCUAGGUGGAUUAGCCAUAGUAAAUGCAGGGUUACAGUGAACAGGUGGGGGACUGGGUUUGGGUGGGAUGCUCUUCAGAGGGUCAGUGCAGACUCAAUGGCCUCUUUUCCACACUGUAGGGAUUCUAUGACUUGUGAUGUUUCUCCAGUCCAGCAGGAAAGAACAUCAAGAAAAUAUUCUGGCAGAGAGAACACAACAGUUUUGCUGUAUCAGGGAGGGAUGCAUGGCAGCUUCAAAACUUAAUGAACUACUGAAAGCUAAACUAAAACCCUGAUUGUGGGAGCCUGACUCUACCCAAUCAUACUGCUUCUACUAUUUCAAAUUUAAAAAUAAAACAAGGCCUCAAAAGCUCUUUAGUACUUAGAAUAGACUGUUCAGUACCUCUGUCUCAAUAUCCCUUCAUAAAAAAAGGACAAAAUACACCUAUUAAAGCCACAGUGACUUCACACUUCCCCCUUUAAAAAACCCAUCGAUAUAUAAAGAUGACUUCAUUUUUAAAAACCUUUCGCCUUACUCUAUUAGUACACUAUAAUACAUUACAUUGACUCUAAGCAUGGAACAUUCAAUAUUAUGGUCCAUUUUAAUCUGUUACUUCCAGCACCGAACAGCUUUGUCUUCCUUCAUCACAGUUGUGACAACACGUCGGCGAUAAUAUUCUCUUGUCUUGCCGUGUGUAUAAUUUGCAAAUUAAAUGACUAAUAAUAAAAUCUA